Molecule: messenger RNA, 1481 nt
Organism: Selaginella moellendorffii
Lineage: Eukaryota; Viridiplantae; Streptophyta; Lycopodiopsida; Selaginellales; Selaginellaceae
Product: histidinol dehydrogenase, chloroplastic
Exons: 14
Coding region: 41-1438 (465 amino acids)
Biological process (GO): L-histidine biosynthetic process
Cellular component (GO): chloroplast stroma; cytoplasm
Molecular function (GO): metal ion binding; NAD binding; histidinol dehydrogenase activity
Source: RefSeq, a predicted model, not a curated record
AAUCCUAUCUAAGUAACUAAAAUAACAGCGAUCUAGGGCGAUGAAGGCUGCUGCUCAUCCGUCCAUGACGCUGAUCGAGAAUGCGAGGUGCGCGAGGAGAGCGCCAGUAGCAAUGGCGAAGAUCGGCACGGCUGUGGAGAACCAGCAGCUCCGAUUGCGCACUUACAAGCUAUCCGAGCUGAGCGACAGCGAUAUGAAAGGCCUGGCAGCGCGUCCCAGGAUUGAUUUCUCCUCCAUUUUAAAAACAGUGGAACCAAUUGUCGAAGAUGUGAGGUUUUCUGGCGAUGAAGCGGUGAUCAAGUACACCAAGAAAUUCGAUGGAGUGGAGCUUGACAACAUUGUCGAAAGGGUGUCCGACCUUCCAGAUCCAAAGCUCGAUCCAGAUGUCCAAGCUGCAUUUGAUGUGGCCUUUGACAACAUCUACAAAUUCCAUCUUGCACAGCGAAAGACUCAACAGCUUGAAGUAGAAACCAUGCCCGGAGUUAAAUGCCGGCGAGUUGCGAGGAGUAUCGACGCCGUCGGGCUUUACGUCCCUGGUGGAACGGCUGUUCUUCCAUCAACAGCGCUCAUGCUAGCAGUGCCCGCAGGUAUUGCCGGAUGUGAGACGAUUGUUCUUGCGACUCCACCACGGUCGGACGGUUCAAUAUGUCCGGAAGUUUUAUAUUGUGCUAAGAAAGCUGGAGCUACUCACAUCCUAAAAGCUGGAGGAGCACAGGCUGUAGCUGCCAUGGCAUGGGGCACUAAUUCCUGUCCAAAAGUCGACAAGAUCCUAGGCCCUGGAAAUCAGUAUGUAACUGCUGCGAAGAUGUUGCUACAGAAUAGCGAGUCUAUGAUCUCCAUAGAUAUGCCUGCUGGGCCCUCGGAAGUCCUUGUCAUCGCGGAUAGAAACGCGAAUGCGAUCCAUGUAGCCGCGGAUCUCUUAUCCCAGGCGGAGCACGGCCCGGACAGCCAAGUGGUUCUCGUGGCUGUCGGCAGCGUCGACUUAGAGGCCAUCGAACAGCAAGUUUACAAGCAGUGCCAGGAGCUUCCCCGGGGAGAUAUCGCGUCGGUCGCGCUGGGUCACAGCUUCAUCGUCGUUGCUCCAGGCAUGGCAGAGGCUUGCAAGUUCUCCAAUGUCUACGCGCCGGAGCAUCUCAUUGUCAACGCCGAGGACGCUGAGGCUUGGCUGGAUCACAUAAAAAACGCAGGGUCUGUGUUCUUGGGAAGGUGGACGCCCGAGAGCGUUGGCGACUACGCGAGUGGAACAAACCACGUCCUCCCGACGUACGGCUACGCUAGGAUGUACGGCGGCGUGUCGCUGGACUCGUUCGUCAAGUACAUGACCGUGCAAUCGCUGAGCCGCGAAGGGCUUGGUUUGAUCGGCCCGUCCGUGGCGAUGAUGGCCGAGGUCGAAGGCCUGGACGCCCACAAGCGCGCUGUGACCCUGCGCUUGGCGUGAUCCAUUCAAACUAUACAUCGAUCGUCCAGUCCCUUGCAAACAA